Dermatophagoides farinae (American house dust mite) is the source of this 2364-nucleotide messenger RNA. RefSeq names its product Exocyst complex component Sec10 (gene Sec10). The record is from RefSeq and is a predicted model, not a curated record. Gene Ontology annotation, cellular component: cytoplasm; exocyst. Lineage: Eukaryota; Metazoa; Arthropoda; Arachnida; Sarcoptiformes; Pyroglyphidae. Gene Ontology annotation, biological process: Golgi to plasma membrane transport; exocytosis.
AUUAUUUAUUGUGUCAAAUUUCAUUUUGAUCAUAAAUUUUUUUUUUGCUGCCUUAAAUUACAAGAAAAAUUUUGACAAAAAUUAUUUUUGUACAGCUCACGUUGUCAUAUUUUCGAUCGCCAUGACAUUUUUAGCCGAAUUAGAACAAGAUCCAUUCGAUGGUGAAGAAUUUAUCGAACGUUUAGCAUGGCGUGCAACAAACGGUAAAUUCGAUGAUGUUGAUCUAAUUAGUGAAGCAUUCGAAAAUGGUAUCAAAGAUCUAAAAGCUAUUUAUGAUACAAAUCAAAAAAAAUGUGAACGUUUAGAGAUGAUUUGUCGUGAAGAAGAAAAAGGCCAUUGGAUCAAAGUUACCGAAUUACAACAGAAAUGUAAAGAUUCAUUAGCAACAUUUGAAAAAUUGGAUAAAAGAUUAGAUAUUGUGGCCGAUAAAGUUGUUUAUCUUGGUGAACAGCUUGAAGGUGUCAAUACGCCACGUAUGCGUGCUGUAGAAGCACAAAAAUUGAUGCAACAUUUUGCCAGAUACCUGGAAACGCCCAGUGAAACAUUGAAUUCAUUUGAAGAACUUUAUAUUGAAAAUGUUAAUCAAUUAUUUGAAGAAGCCGAUAUUAUACAAAAAUUAUAUCUAAUAUCACAAGAGCUACCAAAUAAUAGUAAAUUUGAUAAAGCAAAAGAAUUUAUAUCGAAAAAAUAUAAUCUAAUUGAAAAAAGAUUGAUUGAAGAAUUUUCACAGGCACAGAAAAAUGAUGAUCGAAAUAAGAUGAAAAAGAUUGCAUCAAUGUUAUCACAUUUCAAAGGCUAUUCACAAUGUGUCGAUGUUUUUAUUGAACAAAGUCAGAUGGGAAUGUUUUUGGGUGAAAAUAUUUUCAAUGAUAUUGUACCACUUUGUGUGAAAAAUCAGAAAACGAUCAAAGAAGUAUUCACCAAUCCUGAACAGGUGAUGUCAAAAUUUGUUUUGAAUAUUUUUCAUGGAAAAAUUCAAGAAUUUAUUCAAGCUCGAAUUAAUGAAAAUGAUACCCGUGAAUUUCUUACUGAAUUAUAUACAUUAUUCCAUAAGACAAACAAACUAAUCGAACAGAUUGCUAAACUAAAAUUUUUAGGUUGUGAUUAUAAUUUUUUGAAUAAAAUUACACGUAAUAUAUUCAAUAAUUAUCUGGACAUGUAUAUACAACGAGAAACAAAUUAUCUACGAGAUAAAUGUGCCUACAUAUUACAAAGUUAUUAUGAAUCGAAAAAUCAUCAAAAACGUCCAUUUACUACCGGUGGAUUUCAGGAAUUGAUACAAUCAAAAAUUGGAAGAACCAAUAUUAAUAUUGGAAAUUUAAAUAUCAACAUAUCGAAUCCGGAUUAUACACAAGGUGAAACAUUUCUUUCCGAAGAAAUUGCCAUAUCGAUAUUACAGGAAACAAAAAUGUCAUUACAAAGAUGUCAUCUAUUGUCAAAACAGCAAGAUAUUGCUCAAAAUGCAUUAUCAAUAUAUGAAAUUGAAUUACAAAGUUUAUGUAUUGAACAUAUUGAUUAUGCAAUAGAACUUGGUCUACAAGCCAUACCAUCGGCUGAAACAAAAUCACAACCAGAUAUACAUUUUUUCGAUAUUAUACGACAAUCAAAUGAAAUUUGUCAUUUGAAUGAAAAACAAUUUGUCAAUUGGGUAUUGCCAUUGAUAUCUUCGACAACAAAAUAUUCUGAAUGUAUUAAACGAAAACGUGAAGUUUAUCAACAAAUGGAAGCAAAAUUAAAUCAAGGUCUUGAGAAAUCGAUUGCAUCGAUUAUUGGUUGGAUCAAAUAUCUACUACAAAAUGAACAAAAGAAAACGGAUUUCAAACCUGAACAAGAAAACGAUGAUAUUAUUACAACCAGUACAAUAGCUUGUAAUAAGGUAGUGAAAUUCAUUAAUUUUUAUCAUAAUCGAAUAACCAAAUGUUUGGAUGGUAAAAAUGUUCAAGAUGUACUUACCGAUUUGGGUGUAAAAAUUCAUCGUACCAUUAAUGAACAUCUUCAACAAUAUCAAUUUAAUUUUAUGGGAGCAAUGGUUGUAAUUUGUGAUGUAAAAGAAUAUCGAAAUUGUAUCGAUAAAUUCAAGAUUCCAUUGUUAAGCAAACUGUUUAAUAUUUUACACGCUCUAUGUAAUCUGUUGAUUGUCGUACCGGAAAACCUUAAACAAGUUUCAAAUGGUGAUCAAUUGGUAAGCUUGGAACGUUCGAUAAUUCAUAGUUUUAUUCAAUUACGUGCCGAUUAUAAAUCGGCAAAAUUGCUGAAUUAUUUGAAAUAAUCUUCACAUCAAGAUUCUUCAGUAUUCGCCAUAUAUAUGUUAUAUUUUAUUUUUUUAAAAAAACUAAUAAAAUGAUUUUGAAUUAUGAAUGAAAA